AUGGCGCAAAAGCACGUGCGACCCAUGUUGCAGCUCAAGUUCCCUGACCUGUCUGAAGCUCUUUUACAAGAAAUACGCAUCUGUUCGCGGAUUCAGAGUCGAGACAAUGGUCUAUCAUCGAAAAUUUUGAAGUUCCAAAGUCGGCGCAAGACCUGCCUCUUGCGACUGAGGCGAAUAUUCCAUUCUUCAUCCUCUUUCUCGCCUCUAUUGAUCCAGCGACAAACCAGUCAUGGUGCAGCGAUGUCAGAGCUUCACUGCCUCUCCUCAACAGGAUCUUCUCUGAUCCAUCUGGUCCAGUCGUUCAUUAUACCUGCGUCGGAUCGAGAGCCGAGUGAGUUCGUUCUAUGUUCAUACGGAUGCUUGUUUGACCUGUCGGAACAGAUACAAGGAAGUUCCAGGGAGCCGUUUCCGAUCAGACUGGGACAUUCCAUAUGUACCGACGCUUGUGCGAUAUGA
Molecule: messenger RNA, 456 nt
Organism: Parastagonospora nodorum SN15
Lineage: Eukaryota; Fungi; Ascomycota; Dothideomycetes; Pleosporales; Phaeosphaeriaceae
Exons: 1
Coding region: 1-456 (151 amino acids)
Source: RefSeq, a predicted model, not a curated record